ACCCUCGGUUGGAAAGAAGAAGAACAAGUUCCUCUAUCGGAAAAUACGUCACGGUCUGCACAAAGUUUUUUCCCGGGAGCGAGUCGGCGGCAUCGAAUUUUAGAAUAGGCGAUGGCGAAGAUAACAGAAAAGUUUUUAUUGGAGAGGGCGUCUCCCAAAAACAAAACACUGGAACAAAUCCAAACCUUGAAUCUCUCUCUGCUCGCGCUGAAAUGUAAGGACCUCCCUGUGAAGCUGCUGUCCCGGCUCCAGUCGCUGGAGUCGUGGGAUCUGUCUGGGAACCGUCUUGAGGAGCUGCCCAAAGGCCUGGCCCUGCCCAGCCUGCGCUCUCUCGACCUCUCGGAUAACGAGAUGGAGGACGUCACCACCCUGGACUCCCUCACUGGUCUGGAAGAACUCAAACUGGACGGCAACAUUUAUAUCACUGUGAACGACGAGUACAAGCUGAUGGUGCUCCUGCCCAAGCUAAAGAUGUACAACGACAAGAACAUCGGCGGCAGGGCCGACCACAUCCGCCACACCAGCAGCAGCAUCCUCCACGACAGGGUGGUUGCCGUCUGGGCCACAAAGUUUGGCGUCCUGGAAACCAAUUCCCAGGAGAAAAUGGAGGACAUGGAGAGAGAUUUUGUGGCCACGGCUCAAUGUAGCAUCCAAUUCGGACCCAACUCCACCAGAGACUACAUCCGAUGGAGGGUGGGGAUACUGGCCAAGGAAUACCUGCGCUCGCUGCUUCAGCGCACCGAGGAAGGGGACAAAAGCCAGGAGCCCAUAAUCACAAAGGAGAACAACGGGAUUAACUCCCCAGUCAAGAGGAAGCAAUCUCUGUUGCACCAAGAUCUCCAGCUGACCCCUCGCAAAAGAGCCAGAGGAGACGCCUGCAGCUCCCCCUCCAAGGACAGCCCUGGCGCCCUCCACCUUACCCGACAGAGAGCAGGCCCAGCUGGCGCCGUCAGGGCUAGCCCACGCAAGGCAGCAUCCGCCCAGCUCGCCGCCAGCCCCGCGGUCAAGACCCCCAGGAAGAUUCUGGUCGAGCAACCGCCGCCCAAAGAGGACAGCGGCCGGCCCAAACGCAGAGCAACCGGAGACCGGGGUCUACCCACAAGCACGGCUACCCCCGUGGACCGGGAGGGGUCCCCGAGGAAAAGGAGCUGCAUCAGACCUCAGCCGCCCCCGAGGGAAGAGGGGGAGAGGGUGCAGCUGAAGCCGCUCCACGUGCUCCAGUGCCAUAGUAAGCAGAACAGCCCCGAGGACUUCAGCACCGCGCUGUGGGCCUGCGCCUUCCAGCCUCUACCCCACGGCGGCGGAGACACCAGCUGUUUCACCGCAGGGGGUCGUCUGGUGGCUACGUGUGGAGGAGACUCGAUCUGUGUGAUCGACUGUGAGACUGGGCUGGUCAUGAAGAAGUACAAAGUCCCUGGCGAGGAGUUCUUCACCCUGGGCUGGUCCACGGUGCAGAUGUCCCGGGACAACGGCGCGCCGGCACGGCCCUGCGCCGUCCUGGCGGCGGGGGGCAAGCGGGGCCUGGUGACCCUGACCCACCCCCAGUCCAACGUGGCGUACGGAGAGUUCCGGGCCAGCCGCAAGGCCCUGUCCACCCUGCGCUUCAGUCCCCGGCAGGGGAACCUCCUGUUCACUGGGGCAUAUGAUAACAAGAUCACGCUGUGGGACAUCGGAGGAGUCGAUAGCCAGUACAAAUAUAAGGCCAGUCAGCUGAUGGUGCUGGAGUGCAGUAGCACCCCUCUCCACCUGUGCCUGCCCCCGGCGUCCCCCGACACCGCGCUGCUGGCCGCCACAGACAGCGGCCUGCACUGCUUCAACACCCAGCUCAGCCCAGGCUCCGGGAAGAGGGCCGCAGAGAUGGAGAUUACAUUCCCCAUAUAUAAGCAGGAGGACAAAGACCACAGCUACCGCACUAUCGACGGCUUAGGAUUCCUUACGAAUGACAUCGUGGCCUCCAAGUGCCACCUGCAGCCCUCCAUCUACCUGUGGAGCCUGGGCCAGACGCAGGGCCAGGCCAAGAGGCGUGGCAGCGUGGCGGCCGUGCUGCUGGCGGAGCUGCAGUGGGCCACCACCAGCGUUCCCUACCUGUCCCUCAGCACCUGUCCAGAGGAGGGCUACCUGGUGUGCGGGGACGACCGGGGCCGGCUGUGGUCCUACAGUUUGCACAACCUCCUCCUGGAGAACAAUCAUCAGCGCCGAGAACUGGUCCCCCCCACUGAGGUGCUGGAGUGGCCGGCCCCAUUGAUGAGGACCUCCAGCCCAGUGGAGGUCCCCUCCAUCAACAGUGUGGCCAUGGGACAGGGGCUCUCCUACCUGGUGGCGCUCAGUGAUAAGAACAUGGUGGUAGUGUGGAAAAGGGAGGACUCGUCCUGAAUAAGAAGAGGACAACAAUUUGUGUUUUUAAAGGUUACUGAUCGCAUCUCAAUAUUGCAAAGGGUCGAAAUGUGAUUCUAGAAUUGAUGUUGGUUAUGAAGAAUUUGUAUGAGGAAUGGCCAAAAUUACUUUCAAUUUGGGGCUUGCAGAGUAAAAAAUGUACAAAUGUAUUUGAAAGGGGCUUUGUUUUGAGAAAGAUGCAAAUGGAGGAAUUUUAUAUUUGCAUGGAGUUUUACUGAUUUUAAAGGUUGGGUUUUUUGGUGGGGGUCCCAUGUGUGUUUUCUGUGUGGGUGUUGUUUACUCAUAAUAUAGCUGAUUGUAGAGCAGCUUCUUAACGUCAAUCGUGGGUCGACUUAUAUUCAAUUUAAGUGAUUUUCCAUUCGUCAAAAAGGGUUCAAUGGUCUUGAUGAAAAGUCAAUUAUUUUAAUGUUGCUGUGCGGCAUUUGAUUAAAUAGAACGUGAGGUAGACAUCUGAAACUUGUUUCUGGCAGAGUUGUUGGACCUUGCAUAACCGCUUUUAUCCUGUGACCAGAGUUAAAUGCUGACUAAGAAAACUUGCUCAACGUUAUGGGGAAGCUGCAUUGAGGGUAAAAUAUUUUAAUAUAGUUGAUAUUAUUGCUAAAGUGCUUUACUAUUUGGGGCAAAACAAAUGUCAGACAUUUAAUAAUUACAAUUAAUAGUACAAAAAAACUUUCCUUAUGUCAGUAAAAAGUACUAGUGGUACUGGAAGCCCUUCUUGGCGAUGAACUAAUUCACUGAAAUUUCCUGUAUUAGACAGUGUAUGUAUAGUCUGUAUGGCUUCCAAAAUACGAACCAAGACACCAAGCUGAAGUCGGCACCCUAUUCGCAGCUACUGAUGUGUGACCGGGAAACAAGUCGCCGUUUUGUUUUUUACAAACUACCGGUAGUACUGUGUAAUGUUUAUUGACCAGUCAGAACCGGCUGUAGGUUUCACGGUUGCUGAUGGUAAAGAAAAUUGUAUGGUAAAAAUCUGAUAAUGACUACUUAAUUAGAUAGUUGAUGUCCUGUGUAGUAUACAGGUGAAACUCGAAAAAUGUGAAUUAUCAUGCAAUAGUUCAUUCAUUUCAGUAAUUCAACUUAAAAGGUGGAACAAAGAUCUUAACGACUAAUUACAGGGAAAGGGAGAUAUUUCAAGCAUUUAUUUGUUAUAAUUUUAUAAUAAUGGAUUACAGAUUAUGAAGACCCCAAAAUAUAAAUCUUUAACUAAAAUUAGAAUAUUGUGAAAAGGUUCAAUAUUGUAGGAUCAUAGUUUCACACUUUAAUCAGCUAAUUAAUCCAAAUCACCUGCAAAGGGUUCCUGAGCCUUUAAAGGGUUUCAUUAGUCUGGUUCAGUAGAAUUCACAAUCAUGAGGAAGACUGACCUGGCUGACCUGACCGUUGUGCAGAAAACCAUCAUUGAACCCCUCCACAUAGAGGGAAAGCCUCAAAAGGUAAUUGCAAAAGAAGUUGCUGUUCUCACAGUGCUGCAUCAAAGUACAUUAAUAGAAAGUUAGGUGGAAGGGGAAAAUAUGGAAGAAAAAGGUUCACAAGCAGCAGGGAUGGUGGCAGGCUGGAGAGGAUUGUCGGGAAAAGGCCAAUCCACCAAGGAGUGGACUGAGGUUGGAGUUACUGCACCAAGAGCUACAGCUCCUGGACGUGGGCUUAAUGAGUCGAAUGCAAAUUUUGCAUCUCAUUUGGAUACCAAGGUCCAAGGGUUUGGAGGAAAAAUGGAGAGGCACACAAUCCAAGAUGCUUUAAGUCCAGUGUGAGGUUUCCACAGUCUGGGUUGAUCUAGGGAGCCAUGUCAUCUGCUGGUGUUUGUCCACUCUGCUUUAUUAAUUCCAGAGCCGACAUAUCCGUCUAGGACAUUUAAGAACACUUCAUGCUUCCUUCAGCCAUCAAGCUCUAUGGAGUUGCUGACUUCAUUUCCCAGCAGGACUUGGCACCUGCCCAGACUGGCCAACUACCAAAACAUGGUUACAAUGACCAUGAAGAAGAAGAUAAAAAAUGAGACCGAAAAAUGCAGAAUUGAAGCCUCCUGGUCUUUCAUAAAACCUCAGCAGUGAAACAGGAUGAUAGGAUAGAUGCCUCGCCGCAUUGAGGCAGUAAUUCAUGCAGAAGGUAGUGUAGGACAUGCGCAUGAUUAUACUUUUCAGAGGGCUGACAUUUCUGUACCUAUUUAAAAUUCUUUUUUUAUUGAUUUCGUGUAGCAUUCUAAUUUCUGAGAUUUUUGAAUUUGGGGUUUUAAUAAGCUGCAAGCCAUAAAGCCAAUUACCAAAUUAUAACAAAUAAAGGCUUGAAAUAUCAAACUUUCCAUGUAAUGAUUCUAUAUAAGAUUGAAUUACUGAAAUAAAUGAACUUUUGAAAUAUAUUCACAUUUUUCAAAUUUCACGUGUAUGGGUGAAGGACGGUGGUAAAUAUUUAGAUGGUAAAUAUGUGUUAACUUUGACAUCGGAUGCCCGAAGUGAAUACAGACUCAUGCUGAAACUCAUUGAAACCUGAGCAUCAGACGUACAUUUUAGAUGUUUAAC
Messenger RNA from Gadus chalcogrammus (walleye pollock), 4904 nucleotides. RefSeq names its product leucine-rich repeats and WD repeat domain containing 1 (gene lrwd1). Gene Ontology annotation, cellular component: nuclear origin of replication recognition complex. Gene Ontology annotation, biological process: establishment of protein localization to chromatin; chromatin organization. The transcript has 16 exons. Bases 112 to 2373 code for a protein of 753 amino acids. The record is from RefSeq and is a predicted model, not a curated record. NCBI's taxonomy places the organism in Eukaryota, Metazoa, Chordata, Actinopteri, Gadiformes, Gadidae. Gene Ontology annotation, molecular function: protein binding; chromatin binding.